AUGUCCGGUGAUGAUGGUACCUUAAAUGAGAAUGUCUCCGAGUCUCAAGAUCAAAAUGGAAUUAACGAAAAUUUGAAUGAGCUCGUUUCAACGAGUCAAGCCGCUGUUCUUCAAGCCGUUCUCCAGGAUUCGGUGGUCAGCGAAUCUUUGCCCGCACAGGUAAUACAGAGCUUCUUAAAGCGACAAAUGUUCGUUAAAAUCGAAAUUUAAAUGCGAUCUUUCAGUUCCAAUUCCAACACGCUUCGUUAGGCGAUUUCUCGUACGCGUAUCCGUCGCUGGCGGACACGGCCGCGCUCAGCCUGCGGCCAAUCGUCGAAGGCACGCACGCCGGCCUCAACGCCCUCUCCGGUAAGCCCUUUUCACGCAAUUCGUUCGUUCGCGAAGCCGGUUUUAAGACGCGUCUCCCUGUUUCCAGAAUGUAUAUCCGAUUCUGGGUUUAAGAAAAUUAAAUCCGAAAGUAGUUCAAGCUCUCGAACUUCCUCCAAUUCAGUGUUCCCGUCGGCGUUGAGUCAUCAGAAUGCGCCCGCGCGCCGCCGCCACCGCACCACCUUCACGCAGGAGCAGCUGGCCGAGCUGGACAAGGCCUUCCAGACCUCCCACUACCCGGACAUCUACGCGCGCGAGGAGUUGGCGAGGAUAACGAAGCUGAACGAGGCCCGGAUUCAGGUGGGUCAUCAAAAUCAUGAAUUGAGUUCUAGCGCGCUUUGCAGACGCUAUCUUAAGGCUUUGAGAAAAUUUGAUAUUUUUUGUAUGUUUUGGAAAAGUUUGGCUCCAUUUUUGCCAUAAAACCGAGCGUAUAUAUCACAAAAAAGGGCUUUUCUCUGGCCUCUCUCCACAUUUUGCCUACUCUCUCAUCGGCAAUGAAUAUUUCCGUCUUCAUUGUAAAGAAAACCCUAAAAUUUGCAGUAAUUUAUCUUCAUCCUAGACAAAAUGCAUGUGCAAAAUUUCAGGAAAAACCGACCAUUGCCUCAGGGCAUUUUCGCCAGCUUAAAACUCAAAAAAAAACACUCAAAACGAUCAACUUUCUCCCAUUUUGUAUAAUUGUCGCUGGCCCAACAUUUCGACGUUUUUUACACCCCUUUGUCCCCUAAUUAUCCGACGCCCAAUUGAAUCGGGAAUUAAGUGGAGAAGUCGCGGCGCAUAAUGAGGUAAACCCAAGUGCGAAAACAUGACAGUUGGCAUUUCCGAAUCCUAAUGCAGCCCGGGAUUAGGAGGCACGGAAAACAAGUGCAGAUCAUUGUUGAAAACAUUGGCGCCUAAAUUGAAUAUUAAUUAGAUGCGCCAAGAAAUUGUAAGAAAUAUCGCAGGGGAGGUCUUUUGGAGGCAAUUUUGUCACGAAAUUUACUUCGAAUUUUGUAUAUGUAAAUAUUUAGAAUGAGCCAAAAAUCAAGUUCUGAAAAAUAUAAGGCGAUAAUUUGUAAGGAGACUGGAAUAUUCACUGGCAUUUUUUACGAGAGAGCGCGCAAAACGAGAGAGUUGAUCAGACAAAAAAGAGUUUUUUUUCUAUAACUUUUUAGUCCUUUGAUGGAAAAAAUUUAUUUCUUGUAGAAUUCAUAUUGCCUCACUACGAAUUAAUAUUGAAAUUUUCAUCCCGAAAAUCGCAAAAAAAAUUCAAAUUUUGAUUAAAAAAUCUUGACGUUUAUGUUUGAAAAGUUGCAAUUUACAAAGGAAUUGUAUCCCAAGUGCGACGCUCAGAUUUUCUCUAAAUUUUGCACACAUGUCGGGCAUAUACUAAAUAUCGAUUCCUGAAAGUUUUAGCUCGCGCUAUGCAAGCGCCACCGAGAUAUUGAAAGAUUUUUGACGCCGAGAGAGUAUGCUAAACGCGGAGAGCGGUCAGAGACAAAAACACUUUUUGGCCAUAACUUUGGCAGUUUCAUGCGGAAAAUUUUGAUUUUUUGUGGAAACAUUACACUUUACGGUAGAAAUAGGUAGGAAACUUUUCGUGCCGAAAUUCAGCAAAAAAAUUUUUCACAUUUUUGACUAUUUUCGAGCUAGAAAUCUCGGUUGUUUUUGCAAAGCACGAGCUUGGAUUCUCGCAUAUAUUUUAGAAAAAAUUAUUCUGAAUUUGUGCCAAGUUUCAUCAAAGUCUGAGCGUCGCACUUGGGAUAAUUCUCCUGUUAAUCCAACUGAUUGUAAUUUCAACGUUUCUUCAAUACCAAUCUUUCUGAACUCUCCCAAACCCUGACUUCUCGCUAUUCCCAGUCUAAAACAAUACCCAUUUCCUCAGAUGUGUCAUCAACUCUCAGGAUGAGGCCAAUUUCGGUAUCCUUUUACAUCUCUGCCCUCUUUCAUUGACCCUUCUUUAAUGCGCCUCUCAAUUACCACUCGACGCAUUAUUAUUGUUCUUUUGUUUUAUUGCGCAAGAAGGAAGGGCAGUGAGAGUCAAGUGCAAGUGUUUUGAUGAAGCGAUUGGAAGGUAGAUUUUGGUAGGAGAUCUACAGUAUGAAAUUUUAGUCAGCAAAAUUGUUAAAAAAUCGUUUUUUGUCUGGCCGAUUUUUAUAAUUUUUCGUUUUUGUCGGAAAAAAAUAUUGUUGAAUAUCUCGACUAAAACUGUAACGAAAAAUCUAAAAUUUUCAGAAAAUAAUUAUUGAACUGUAUAGUUAAAACAUGCAAAUUUUCAACGGGAUCGAUUGGUUUUAAAUAGCCAAAUUUCUCUCUGAAACACCCCGCCUGACCCUUCCAUUUCGCUGCCCGAUCAAAGCCCCUUAACACGGCCCUUGCGUAAUUGACACCUCCAUUUCGCUGGAACCUAAUCCAGUUUAAUUUUCGAAUGCGCCAAAUCCUAAUCCGCUAAUUGUGGGUGGCGAAGUUACUUGUCCUCCCGCUGAGUGGCCAAAGUCGCGAGAAUAGAGAGCCAGAUGAGUGCAUUUGUUCGGGCAAUUAAAACUUGCCCCCAAAACAUAUCAUUUUGUUCUCGGGGAGGGGUUUAAUUGGAUUACGGUAGGGAGAAAAGGAAGGGGAAAGGAAAAGAACAGUUUGUAAAUAAAAGUUGAAACUAUGGCCAGCAAAAGGAUUAAAGAGAAAAAAGGAAAAAGACUUUAAAAUAUUGGUGAUUUCUGCAAAGCGCGAGUUAAGAAUUGUCAAUAUUUCUUCAGUAAAUUUGACUUUAAAUUUGUGUCAAAUGUCAUCAAAAACAGCCCAUAAUAUUUUUGAAACUUUUCUUACUCACCUAUCACAAUAUUUCUCCCAAAAUUCCAGGUCUGGUUCCAAAAUCGCCGCGCCAAAUACCGCAAACAGGAGAAACAGAUCCAAAAACUCGCCCUGAACAACUUCUCCGGCAACAACAACGCCGCAGCUGCUGCAGCCGCCGCUGCCGCCCAAUCGGCCGCCGGACAAAUGAUGCGUCCCAUGUACCCGUCGGCAACUGGUACUGGUGGCUCAACCCGGACUGGAAUCGAAUCCUGUUGGUAUCAACCGUAUCAGAUGCCCAGGCAGAUGAAUUAUCCCAACACCACGAUGCCCUACGGGAUGACAACGCCGCAAAACUUUGGGAGUGUCAUGUCUGGGUGAGUUGGAGGUGAAGGGAAGAGGGUUCAAGGGGAGAUGCUGAGAUUUUCUUUAAAUUUUGUGCACGAGUUUUGCCUAGGCCAUGUAUCAAUUGUGGAUAAUUUUAAGUCGGAUUUUGAAGGGGUUGUUGAGAUAUUCUACAAUCUUUGCCGACGAGAGAGUACACAAAAUCCGGAGAGCUAUCAAAGCAUAAACAUUUGCAAGAUUUAUAGCUUGCGUUGUGCAGAAACGGCCGAGAUUUUUUGGUUUGAAGUUUGGCAAAGUCGUCGUGUUUAUGCAAAUUUUUGGAAUCUCAAUUUUCAUGCCUGCUCUUACUGUAAAAGAUAAUUUACACACAGAAAGUCAUAUUUUUUAGUUCAAAACUGACAAAGAAACGGCAAAAAAAAUUUUUUCUCUGACCGCCCUCUGAAUUUUGCGCAGUCUCUAGUCGAUGAUGAUUGUUGAAAAUCUCGGCUCUCCCUACAAUUGGCGGGCUAAAAUUUUCAGAAAUUGAUCUAUGAUCUAGACAAACUUUGUAUCAGAAAUUUAAAGAAAAUCUGACCGUGAUAUGUUGGGUAAUUCGUCACAGUAAAUACCCCAAAAAUUCCCAAUUUUUUUCUCAAAAUCAUGAUUUUUUCUAUUUUACUACCCAAAGCCCUGAUUGUAAUUAAUAUUCGCAGCUUCUAGCUCGCAGAUACCCAGCUUCGGAGACGCCGCCGACGAUCUGUACGCCAAGUUCCGGAUGUCGAGUGCGAAUGGAAACGGCCUAGGCUCCUAUCCUCCCGAACAGAACUCAUAA
Bursaphelenchus xylophilus (pine wood nematode) is the source of this 4285-nucleotide messenger RNA. Lineage: Eukaryota; Metazoa; Nematoda; Chromadorea; Rhabditida; Aphelenchoididae. The record is from the annotation of a GenBank genome assembly.